CCAUGCUCCUGUGCUCCCAUGCUCCCAUGCUCCCGUGCUCCCAUGCUCCCAUGCUCCCAUGCUCCCCUGCUCCCAUGCUCCCAUGUUCCCGUGCUCCCAUGCUCCCAUGCUCCCAUGCUCCCAUGCUCCCAUGCUCCCGUGCUCCCAUGCUCCCAUGCUCCCGUGCUCCCGUGCUCCCCUGCUCCCAUGCUCCCGUGCUCCCGUGCUCCCGUGCUCCCGUGCUCCCAUGCUCCCGUGCUCCCAUGCUCCCGUGCUCCCGUGCUCCCAUGCUCCCGUGCUCCCAUGCUCCCAUGCUCUUAUGCUCCCAUGCUCCCAUGCUCCCGUGCUCCCGUGCUCCCAUGGUCCCAUGGUCCCAUGGUCCCAUGGUCCCAUGGUCCCAUGCUCCCGUGCUCCCGUGCUCCCAUGCUCCCAUGCUCCCAUGCUCCCAUGCUCCCAUGCUCCCGUGCUCCCAUGCUCCCAUGCUCCCAUGCUCCCAUGCUCCCAUGCUCCCAUGCUCCCAUGCUCCCAUGCUCCCGUGCUCCCGUGCUCCCAUGCUCCCAUGCUCCCGUGCUCCCGUGCUCCCGUGCUCCCAUGCUACCAUGCUCCCAUGCUCCCACGCUCCCAGGCUCCCGUGCUCCUGUGCUCCCAUGCUCCCAUGCUCCCGUGCUCCCGUGCUCCCGUGCUCCCAUGCUCCCAUGCUCCCAUGCUCCCCUGCUCCCGUGCUCCCGUGCUCCCAUGCUCCCGUGCUCCCAUGCUCCCAUGCUCCCCUGCUCCCCUGCUCCCGUGCUCCCGUGCUCCCAUGCUCCCAUGCUCCCAUGCUCCCGUGCUCCCAUGCUCCCGUGCUCCCGUGCUCCCAUGCUCCCCUGCUCCUAUGCUCCCAUGCUCCAGUGCUCCAGUGCUCCCAUGCUCCCAUGCUCCCGUGCUCCCGUGCUCCCGUGCUCCCGUGCUCCCGUGCUCCCGUGCUCCCGUGCUCCCGUGCUCCCUUGCUCCCUUGCUCCCGUGCUCCCGUUCUCCCGUGCUCCCAUGCUCCCAUGCUCCCAUGCUCCCAUGCUCCCGUGCUCCCGUUCUUCCAUGCUCCCAUGCUCCCAUGCUCCCCUGCUCCCAUGCUCCCAUGUUCCCGUGCUCCCAUGCUCCCAUGCUCCCAUGCUCCCAUGCUCCCAUGCUCCCGUGCUCCCAUGCUCCCGUGCUCCCAUGCUCCCAUGCUCCCAUGCUCCCAUGCUCCCGUGCUCCCAUGCUCCCGUGCUCCCAUGCUCCCAUGCUCUUAUGCUCCAAUGCUCCCAUGCUCCCGUUCUCCCAUGCUCCCAUGCUCCCAUGCUCCCAUGCUCCCAUGCUCCCAUGCUCCCGUGCUCCCGUGCUUCCAUGCUUCCGUGCUCCCAUGCUCCCGUGCUCCCAUGCUCCCGUGCUCCCAUGCUCCCAUGCUCCCAUGCUCCCAUGCUCCCGUGCUCCCAUGCUCCCAUGCUCCCAUGCUCCCAUGCUCCCAUGCUCCCCCGCUCCCAUGCUCCCAUGCUCCCAUGCUCCCAUGCUCCCAUGCUCCCAUGCUCCCAUGCUCCCUUGCCCCCAUGCUCCCGUGCUCCCAUGCUCCCAUGCUCCUAUGCUCCCAUGCUCCCAUGCUCCCGUGCUCCCAUGCUCCCAUGCUCCCAUGCUCCCCUGCUCCCAUGCUCCCAUGUUCCCGUGCUCCCAUGCUCCCAUGCUCCCAUGCUCCCAUGCUCCCAUGCUCCCGUGCUCCCAUGCUCCCGUGCUCCCAUGCUCCCAUGCUCUUAUGCUCCAAUGCUCCCAUGCUCCCGUGCUCCCAUGCUCCCAUGCUCCCGUGCUCCCAUGCUCCCGUGCUCCCAUGCUUCCCAUGCUCCCAUGCUCCCAUGCUCCCGUGCUCCCGUGCUCCAUGCUCCCAUGCUCCCAUGCUCCCGUGCUCCCAUGCUCCCGUGCUCCCGUGCUCCCAUGCUCCCCAUGCUCCCAUGCUCCCAUGCUCCCAUGCUCCCGUGCUCCCGUGCUCCCAUGCUCCCAUGCUCCCAUGCUCCCAUGCUCCCGUGCUCCCAUGCUGCCGUGCUCCCAUGCUCCCAUGCUCCCAUGCUCCCAUGCUCCCAUGCUCCCGUGCUCCCAUGCUCCCAUGCUCCCAUGCUCCCGUGCUCCCAUCCUCCCAUGCUCCCAUGCUCCCAUGCUCCCAUGCUCCCAUGCUCCCGUGCUCCCGUGCUCCCAUGCUCCCAUGCUCCCAUGCUCCCGUGCUCCCAUGCUGCCGUGCUCCCGUGCUCCCAUGCUCCCAUGCUCCCAUGCUCCCAUGCUCCCGUGCUCCCAUGUGAAGGAACUAGCUUGGAAGAGAAAAGAUUGAAUUGAGUAGGGAGCCAAGAGGCUCUUU
Closterium sp. NIES-67 is the source of this 2329-nucleotide messenger RNA. NCBI's taxonomy places the organism in Eukaryota, Viridiplantae, Streptophyta, Zygnematophyceae, Desmidiales, Closteriaceae. The record is from the annotation of a GenBank genome assembly.